Messenger RNA from Penicillium griseofulvum, 1527 nucleotides. RefSeq names its product Short-chain dehydrogenase/reductase SDR. Lineage: Eukaryota; Fungi; Ascomycota; Eurotiomycetes; Eurotiales; Aspergillaceae. The coding region runs from base 1 to 1527 and encodes 508 amino acids. The record is from RefSeq and is a predicted model, not a curated record. The transcript is spliced from 7 exons.
AUGGAGACGAAAUUUAUUUUUGUCAACAUACAGAAACCAAGCGAUGCCCUUCAGCUCUCAAAGGAAUCCCAGGUCCGAUCCCACGUGACGCGCCAUCAGUGGAAGCAAGCGCGCCGAGAUAAGCGUCCCCAGAACAAGUUGCAGAAGUUGCAACUUGUUAACUUGUUGCACAACGUGAAUGGCGCUGAAUGUCGAACCGGCUUCGAGUUCAACGUAUGCAGACUGGGGACAGGCUACAUCUCGCCUCAGAUAGGCGGACUCAGAGUUGACCCUUUCCAAUCAUAUCCUAUUUCGGUUCAACCUUGGACUCCGCUGCUAGUUGAUCACUUUGAUAUUCCUGAGCUUGACCUGCCUGGGAAACACGGCCUAUUGAGGACCCUCUGGUUUCCAUUAGUGAUGACCGAGCCCGCGUUGUUUUCUGUCAUUAUUCUUCUUGCUGCAUCGCAUUAUGCUUCCUUACAGCGAGACAUUGGGAGUAUGAAAAUGGACCUUCUCGGCCUUCGCUAUGAGGCCGUACAAUCCAUCAAUCGCUGUCUUGAUGCUCAGCCGCCUCAUACCAUAAAUGACGCUUUGAUAGGGGCCAUAGCAAAGAUGGCUAGCUAUGAAGCCAUGUUCGGUAGUCUCAAGAAUUACGACAUCCACAUGCAGGGUCUCGUACGGGCCAUUAAUUUACGGGGUGGUCUAGGAUCACUGGGACUAGAUGGCCUGCUCCAUCGGAUCGUGGUGAACCUCCAGAUCCGAAUCCGGGUCAAUUUCUCGGAAGCUCCUGAUGGUAAAAUGUCACUCACGGGUAAAGUUGCUCUCGUCACCGGCGGUGUUAAGAACCUUGGAGCCCUUAGUGCUCUCGAGCUAGCUGGUGUGGGCGCCGACCUUGCUCUUCACUAUCAUUCAACAAGUGACAAGGAUACAGCCGCGCUGGAAGCCAAGCUUAAGGAAAGGAAUCCUUCGAUCAAGAUUGCCUUUUACCAAGGUGAUCUGACUUCUGCAGCCGCAGUGACAAAACUGUUUCAAGAUGUGAUUCGUGACUUUGGGCAUGUUGAUAUUGUGAUCAACACGGUCGGCAAAGUACUGAAGAAGCCUAUCACGGACAUCAGUGAGGAAGAAUAUGACUCUAUGUUCGCUGUGAACUCUAAAACUGCAUUCUUCAUUUUGAAGGAGGCGGCUACUCAUGUGACUGAUGGUGGGAAGAUCAUCAGUAUCGUCACUGCGCUCCUGGGCGCGUUUACUGGCUACUAUACUUCUUACGCUGGUAGCAAAGCUCCUGUCGAGCACUUUACUCGGGGCGUUUGUAAGGAGCUCCAGUCGAGGAGGAUCAGUGUAAACAAUGUCGCCCCAGGGCCAAUGGAUACACCUUUCUUCUACCCCCAGGAGUCUCCAGAAGCCGUGGAAUUUCACAAGGCAAAUGGUAUGGGCAACCGUCUUACUAUGGUGGAGGACAUUGCUCCUAUCAUUCGCUUCCUUUGCACUGAUGGUGCUUGGAUCACCGGCCAGACCAUCUUCGCCAACGGUGGAUACACUACUCGUUGA